This is a messenger RNA of Fraxinus pennsylvanica, 501 nucleotides long. The record is from the annotation of a GenBank genome assembly. NCBI's taxonomy places the organism in Eukaryota, Viridiplantae, Streptophyta, Magnoliopsida, Lamiales, Oleaceae.
AUGGGGAACUGCCAAGCGGCAGAAGCGGCGACGGUGGUGAUUUUGCAUCCAAACAACAAAGUGGAAAGGAUUUGCUGGUCGGUUAGUGCUAAUGAAGUUAUGGCUUCCAAUCCCGGUCAUUACGUGGCACUGAUAAUCACCUCGCCGGCGGCGAAAACAAGGAAUGGGACGCCAGUGAAGCAGCUAAAACUUCUCCGAUCAGAAGACACUUUGCUUAUUGGACAAGUUUAUCGACUCGUCAGCUUUGAAGAUGUGUUGAAAGAAUUUGCUGAAAAGAAAUGCAAGAAACUGGGCAAGUUGUUGAAGGAGAGAGGAGCACUCAAUUUGGAGCCAAAGAACUCCAAAUCUAAAUCAAAUCCAGCAAAUUGCAGUUCGGACAAGACAGAGCAGGAUGCGCAACACCCUGGUAGCAGCCGUGGUGGCAGAGGUACGGGCAGGCACCAUGGCGGAGGAGGGCAAUGGAGACCAGCCUUACAGAGUAUUGCAGAAAUUGGGACCUGA